AUGACUUGUUAUCUGAAUAGCUUAGUGCAGUCCUUGUACAUGACGCCCGAGUUCAGAAACGCCAUUUAUAAAUGGGAAUAUCGUAUCAGCGGGAAGCCUUCUACUAGUGCGGGUGAGAGGGAAGCGAGAAGUAUCCCUUAUCAAAUACAGAAGCUAUUUCUUUUGCUACAAACGAGCGAUCUUUCCUCAUUGGAAACCAAAGAUUUGACUGCAAGUUUUGGAUGGUCCAGCAGUGAAGCUUAUGACCAACAUGAUGUGCAGGAACUGUGUCGAUUAAUGUUUGACGCUUUGGAACUCAAAUGGAAAGGCACGCAGAAUGAAAAACUUAUACAGAGCUUGUACAGGUUAGUAGUUCUACAAACUCUUGUCUUUGCUCUUUUCUACUGAUU
This is a messenger RNA of Cylicostephanus goldi, 389 nucleotides long. The record is from the annotation of a GenBank genome assembly. NCBI's taxonomy places the organism in Eukaryota, Metazoa, Nematoda, Chromadorea, Rhabditida, Strongylidae.